Messenger RNA from Ipomoea nil (Japanese morning glory), 4812 nucleotides. Its product is annotated as formin-like protein 5. Bases 581 to 4084 code for a protein of 1167 amino acids. Lineage: Eukaryota; Viridiplantae; Streptophyta; Magnoliopsida; Solanales; Convolvulaceae. The record is from RefSeq and is a predicted model, not a curated record. The transcript has 17 exons.
UGGGAGCAUAUGGGGAUUGUCUUUGCAACGUGUUCAUCAUUUCCUUGGGGCAAGAUGGAAGAAGAUGAUGAGACAACCGAACAAGUGGACGCCAUUUUUAUGGAGUCUCCAACCUCUACAUUUCUACGCACUGCUAUGCCUUCAUCAUUAUAUCUAUAUAUAUAAAAGCAUCAUGUAAUCAUAAACCAGAAGACAAAUCUUUACAAGUUGUUUCCAUUUACGGAAAAAAUUAAAAUUUAUCUUUUCAAACAACAAAAUCUAUAACCCUUAUAUACCUAUCCAACCCCUACGCAGAAACACCCAUUUCAAUCCUCCCGUGGUUCUUCGCAUUUAAAUCCAUGAAUGCUUAUGCCAAAGUGAAUCUUUCUUGGAGACCCGGCGAAAGCCCACAUUUUUCUUGUGGAUUUUGGGAAGAAAUUUCCGGACACGUAUAUGCAUGAAGAUUUCUCGUACGUAUUGCAUUGUUAAUAUUCCUAUUUCAUGAGGUGGAAUUGGGCUUGAGAAAGAGAUGUGGGUUGUUUCCGAGCACUUUUAGGGGGUUUCUGUAGGUGAUCUUGCAGGAUCUUAAUUAGUCGGAAAAAUGUCGCUACUUCGCAAGUUUUUCUAUAAGAAGCCACCUGAAGGGCUUCUGGAAAUAUCUGAGAGGGUAUUUGUCUUCGAUUGCUGCUUUUCAACUGAUAUGGUUAAAGAAACUGAGUACAAAUCCUACAUGGGUGGCGUUGUGGGUAAACUGUGUGAUCAUUUCCCCGAUGCCUCAAUCAUGGUGUUUAAUUUUAAGGAGGGUGAUAACCAAAGCCCAUUGGAGACCAUACUGAAUGAUUAUGAGAUGACUGUGGUCAACUAUCCUCGACAGUAUGAAAACUGCCCUGUACUCACGAUGGAGAUGAUUCAUCAUUUUGUAAAGUCAACUGAAAGCUGGCUUUCAAUUGGUACGACCAAUAUGCUUUUAAUGCAUUGUGAGCAUGGUGGAUGGCCAUUGCUGUCCUUCAUGCUAGCUGCAUUCUUGAUAUACAGGAAGCAGUUCAACGGAGAACAGAAAACCUUAGACAUGAUGUACAAGCAAGGACCUCGUGAGCUUCUUCACUUAAUGACACCCCUAAAUCCAUUGCCUUCGCAAUUGAGGUAUCUACAGUAUGUUUCAAGAAAGAAGGUGGAACCUCAGUGGCCACCAGCUGAUAAGGCACUUACUCUAGAUUGUGUUAUCCUAAGACUUAUUCCUAAUAUUGACGGUAAAGGAGGAUGCCGUCCAAUAUUCAGAAUAUAUGGUCAAGAUCCCUUCAAGCCUGCAAAUAGGACAUCUAAACUGCUCUUCUCUACAGGCAAAAACAGCAAAAGUUUGAAGCACCGUAAGCAGUCUGCCUGUGAGCUUGUUAAAAUCGAUAUUGAUUGUCACGUAUUGGGCGAUGUUGUGCUUGAGUGUAUCACCCUGGAUGAUGAUCUUGAACGUGAACAAAUGAUGUUUCGUGUCAUGUUCAACACUUCGUUUAUUAGAUCAAAUGUUUUGAUGCUUAAUCGAGAUGAAAUUGACAUCCUCUGGAAUGUCAAGGAUCAAUUCCCCAAGGACUUCAGAGCAGAGAUUCUGUUCUCGGAGAUGGAUUCGAGUGCUUCCAACCCUAAAGCACGUGCAUUGCCUAGUCCUGAAGAGAAAGGUCUCCCUGUUGAAGCAUUUGAUAAAUGUAAGGAAUUGUUUAGUGAUGUGGAUUGGCCAGAAUCAAGGGAUGAGAAUCAAAAGUCAACCAGAGCCACUAAUACUGUACAAGAAAAGUCGGAAACUUCUAAGGAGAAGCCUGUGAAGACCUCUGAUCAAAUUCUCAAAAAUGAAAAAAUGGGGACUGAGAACAACAUCACUGAAAAGGUUAAAGGCAAUAUAGGUGGACCAUCAGAGGCAAAUCAUGAAAGAGUCACCAAGAAACCAGAUUCAACGCAACUGGGCAAUGAUAGCAGAGAAGUAGAGCAAACUACGUCGUCUUCAAACUUAACAUCUCAAGGUUCAGCACCUCCACCAGCAACCCCACAUGUAUCCUCUGUUCAUUCUGCCUCAAUUGUUCGAUCUCGUCCCAUUAGAAAUUCAGCUUCCCUAAAUGCUUCUCAGUCAGAGUCUCUGUCAUGUUCAGGGUCAGGCACUAACCCUCCACCACCUCCUCCAUGCUCAGAAUCAAGUUCAAGUCCACAACAACCCCCUCCAUGCUUAGAAUCAAAGUCAACUCCACUGGCACCUCCAAGUGUAAAUUCAAUGCCAACCCCUCCACCACCUCCAGGAGUAGAAUCAACGCCAAUCCCACCGCCACCUGCAAAUGCCAGCCCUCCGCCACCACCUGCUCCAUCCUCGGGGUCAGCAUCGGCCCCUCCUCCACCACCUCCAUCUUCAGAUAUGGGUUCCAAUGAUAACGCUAUGUCUUCAGCUCCAGCUGCAGCACCAACUCGUCCUCCACCCUUGGGUUGCUUAUCAAGGUCCCCUGCUGUCUCUAUGCAAUCUAAUUCUUCUUCUAAAGGAAGUAUCCCUCCUCCUCCUGGUGCUGUAGGAAAUAUCCCUCCUCCUCCUGGUGCUGUCGGAAAUAUCCCUCCUCCUCCUGGUGCUGUAGGAAAUAUCCCUCCUCCUCCUGGUGCUAAAAGUAUCCCUCCUCCUCCUGGGGCUGCCGGAAAUAUCCCUCCUCCUCCUGGGGCUGCAGGAAAUAUUCCUCCUCCUCCUGGUGGUAAAGGAAGUAUCCCUCCUCCUCCUGGUGGUAAAGGAGGUAUCCCUCCUCCUCCUGGUGCUGCUGCUGCUCAAGGAGGUAACCCUCCUCCUCCUCCUGGUGCCAAGGGAAAAUUGCCAGCCAAAAGUGUCAGGUCAUCGCCUCAAACCAAAAGGACACCCUUGAAACCAUACCACUGGUUGAAAUUAACAAGGGUUACUCAAGGAAGCCUAUGGGCUGAAACACAGAAACCUGAGGAAGCUGCCCAAGCUCCUGAAUUCAACAUGUCUGAACUUGAGGUUCUCUUCUCAGCAACUGUCCCAGAUGCAGGUCGCAGAAAUGGAGGUGGAAAAUCAGGUCAAGCUGCAGGAGCUAAGUCUGAAAAAGUGCAUUUAAUUGACCUCAGAAGGGCAUAUAAUUGUGAGAUUAUGCUUACAAAAGUUAAGAUUCCUUUGCCAGAUUUAAUGAGUUCAGUUCUAGCUCUGGAUGAUUCUGCAUUGGACAUUGACCAGGUUGAGAAUCUUAUAAAAUUUUGUCCUACAAAGGAAGAAAUGGAACUUCUAAAGAAUUUCAAGGGAGAGAAGGAAAACCUUGGAAAAUGCGAACAGUUUUUCCUAGAGCUGAUGAAAGUUCCCCGAGUAGAAUCCAAGCUAAGAGUUUUCUCAUUUAAAAUACAAUUCUGCUGCCAGGUUUCUGAGUUAACACAUAAUUUGAAUAUUGUGAACUCUGCAUCAGAAGAGGUCAGAGGUUCUAUCAAGUUGAGAAGAAUCAUGCAAACCAUUCUUUCACUGGGUAAUGCUUUGAAUCAGGGAACUGCAAGGGGUUCUGCUGUUGGAUUCCGGUUGGAUAGUCUUCUGAAACUUACUGACACGCGCUCCCGUAACAACAAGAUGAAUCUUAUGCACUAUCUUUGUAAGGUUCUUGCUGAAAGGCUCCCAGAACUAUUGACUUUUUACCAAGACCUUGCACAUUUAGAGGCUGCAACAAAGAUACAAUUAAAGAUUUUGGCUGAGGAAAUGCAAGCAAUCAGCAAGGGGCUGGAGAAAGUUGUACAGGAAUUGGCUGCCUCAGAAAAUGAUGGUCCCGUGUCAGAUUAUUUCUGCAAGAGCUUAAAGAUGUUUCUGAAGUAUGCUGAAAAGGAUGUGAAAUCCGUGUCGUCUUUAUACUCCGAAGUGGGAAGAAACUGUGAUGCUUUGCCGACCUAUUUUGGGGAAGAUCCUGCUCGGUGCCCAUUUGAACAAGCUGUGGCAACUUUGCUCAAUUUUACGAGGAUGUUUAGAAAAGCUCACGAGGAGAACGUGAAGCAAGCAGAAUUUGAGAGGAAGAAGGCCCUAAAAGAAGCAGAACUCGAGAAACAAGCAGCUGCAGCUGCAGCACAAGCAAAUACUGCUGCCGCUGCAGUGGGUUCCUAGGAAACGAGAAGAUACAAGUGCUUCAGAUGAUCCAGAACAGUUCCACAUGCUAGUCUUCUCGUAAAAAACCUAGUUCUUACCCAGAUUCAGCACGUGCUUCAGGUACUUCUCUCGUUUACUCUCAAUAAUCCCGCUUCCAAAUGGAUAACCUUUUGCCCCUCAUCAUGCCCACAAAACAGGAUUUCUUUGGCGAAAGAAAUAUUCAUCCACGUGGUUGCUGCCAAGGACACCAAGCAGUAACCGAGAACGAUGGAAUAUUUGACAUAUAAAGACCAUAUCUUGAUUCAAAACUUGCCAAACCCAUGCCUAGUUUGCUGAUAAUUGAUUGCUGCAUCUAUGGAGGGAUCGACCGCCGUUUUAGUUGGUCAUUUAAUUGGAGGAAACAGUAGGGUUCAUUGUAAAUAUAUCCAUCCACAAUGUAGAUUGUAGGUUUGUAAAUAAUCCAAGCAUUACUUGUGUAAAUACUAAUCAGUGUAAGAGCAUGCAAAUGUUAGUCCACAUGUGAAGAAGCAUUGUACCCCUGUGGCAAUAGGAGUGUAGAAAGCAGCAAAUAGUUAUUGGGUACAUCAUGGUGUAAUAUUCAGAUGAUAGAUUAUAAAAGUAUGCAAUACAAUAAUGUCAAAGUUUCACUUUGAACAUUAUUGUAUUAUCAUCUGAAAAAUAAAUAAACAUUGGCAUAGCGCUGAAAUUUUGGCCAUGUAUGUAAUGUAAUAAUGUAAAUAUGUAAU